Coccomyxa subellipsoidea C-169 is the source of this 2646-nucleotide messenger RNA. RefSeq lists its product as hypothetical. Gene Ontology annotation, molecular function: voltage-gated potassium channel activity. Lineage: Eukaryota; Viridiplantae; Chlorophyta; Trebouxiophyceae; Coccomyxaceae. The coding region runs from base 1 to 2646 and encodes 881 amino acids. The transcript is spliced from 12 exons. Gene Ontology annotation, biological process: regulation of membrane potential; potassium ion transmembrane transport. The record is from RefSeq and is a predicted model, not a curated record. Gene Ontology annotation, cellular component: membrane.
AUGGCCUGGUACUUUUUCACCACUCUGGUCGACGCCACAUACACCGCCUUCAUCGUGCCCUUGGGAGUGGCAUUCCAUUUCAAGGCCACCCACUUCUCAUGGUACAACGGCGUUGACAUCGCUGCAGGCAAGCACUGUAGAACUGUCUACUGGCUGGAUAUCCUCAUGGGCUUCUCAACAGGCUUUGUGGUGAUCCACAAUCUGCGCAGAAAGGUCAUCAGAGACCCGCGGCUGAUAGCGGAGUAUUAUGUCCGCUACUCCACAUUUUUCGUGGACUUGCUGGCCGCGCUGCCGCUCAUUGCUGAGAUAGCAGUGCUUGGGAUACCAGACCAGUCAGGCGGCAUGCCUCUGCAUAUCAUCCUCCUGCUGAGGCUCUUCCGCAUGUGGCAUGUCAUCAAGUUCCUGGAGCGUCUCGUGUUCAUCUCUCUCAUCGGCACCUUCAACCGCACGCUCAUGAGACACCUGUCCAUUGGCCACAUCUUCUUCAUCAAUGUCACCUUUGCAGCGUGUGUGCUGCUGAACUUCCUGGCAUGCGUGUGGUACUAUGUGGCCACCUUGGAGGGAGUGGCAAACAGCUGGCUGACUAAAGUUGGCCAGAUUGACCUCUCAAAUGCCCCAGGAGCAAGGCAGUGGGUGGCUUCCCUGUACUUUGUCACCAUGACCAUCACAACGGUGGGGUACGGCGACAUCGGCCCAACCAAUGCCUUUGAGCAGAUCAUGGCCGUCAUCCUGAUGCUGUUCGGCAUCAUCAUCUUUGGCUUUGUCAUCUCCAGCUCACAGCAGCUGAUAAAGUUUUUGAGCACGGAGGCGCGGCGCGCGGGGAAGCUGCGGAAGAAGCUGGCGCGAGUGGAGAUGUGGACGCGGCAGCGACGCAUCAGUCAGACUAUUACCCGCCGCAUCCGCGCCUACUACGCCGAAGUCUGGCUGCCCUUCACCGAGGUGAAUGACGAGGACUUUUGGAGCGAGCUGCCGGCGGCGCUGCGAACGGAUAUGGCGCUGGAGCUGGCGCGGCCGCUCUUCGCGCACUCCGACAUCUUUCGCGCGCUCGACGAGUCUGCCGAGCGCCAGGUGGCCGCGCGCCUGCAGCCCUGCCUCGUGCCAGCCGGCCACAACGUUGCGCAGGAGGGCGACGACGCCGACGCGCUCUAUCUACUUCAAGAAGGGGAGCUGCUAAUAAUGCGGCACACGGAGGAGAUGCGGCUGGUGACGGCGCCGGCGAUUGUGGGGGAGAGCGUGCUGCUCAACCUGCUGCCAGACGGGCCCCACGUUCGCCCGGUCACCCUGCGCGCCAUCUCCCCCUGCAUGCUCUGGGCGCUCACCAUCCGCGACCUGGAACACAUCUUCAACAUCCUGCCGGAGUUGCGCCACAAGCUGAUCGACAUGUUUGAGCGGCGCAUGCAGCUCAACCUGAGGCAUGCCGCCAAAGACGAGCGCGAGCACUGGGAGAGCCUGCUUCAGCGCGCGUCGCAGCUGGCGCAGCAGAUGCAGCCGCCCGAGGGCAGCGCUUCUGAGCACGACAAAUCCGACGAGCGCGGCGGCCGCGGCGGCGGCGGCCGCGGCGGCGGUGGUGGCGGCAAGCCCGACACCGACAAUGACUCGCCUUUCGAGAACGACGUGGAGCCAAUCUGGGACGACGCCGCGAGCACGAGCGGGCAACGCAUGACGGUCGGCCGCGCGCUGCAAGACGUGCCGGAGUAUUUGAAACCGCUCGCGCAGUGCGAGCGGCGGCUGCGCCUCAAGGACGUCUGUUACAUCAACCACCCUGACCGUGCGAGGGUGAUGACCCCCACUUCUUACGCCGACGCCCGGGACUUCGCCGCCGGAACUGCCACAUCGGCGGCCACGUCAGCGGCCCAGUCAGUGCCCGGGACUAACGGGGACGCGCGCGGCGCGGCGUCGGCGUCGGCGCCCGGCGGGAAUGGAGGUCCUGGAGAGGGCGUUGGGCGGUUGCGGCGCAGCAGCAAGAGUAGCAGCAGGCGGGAACGCAGGGGAGACAGGUCACCGAAGGACAGGGAUAGGAGCAAUAGCAGGGGGCAGCUGCAGCCGCAGGACUGGGCGGAGCUCUUGACCACCAGGCAGCAGGCUGCUGCCGGCGGCAGUACUGCAAGCCCGCGCUCUGGGCAGCCUCGGCCCGUACCCAACGGGCACUACGGAAACUGGGCUGAGGCGCCAUCGCAGCGCGACCAGCAGGGCGAUGUUGAGCUCAGCCGCCGGCCCGGGGCAUCCAGGGCAGAUAGCCGCGGGUCAGACAUCCGCAGCACGUCUAGUCGCAGCAGAAACAAACACGGCGGAGAUGAUCGCAGUGAGAGCAUGCGCAGGGAGAGCGGUGGGCAGCAGGGCUCGAUGCACAGAGUGCACAGGAUGUUCAGCCGCUCUGGGCCGGGGACGCCGCAGGGCCGCGGCCGGGCGGAUUCACUUGGUACCCCGCUGACUCAGCGCACGUCGGAGGGCCGGGAGGACCGCUCCGGCAGGGUUGGCGACCAGCAGGUGGUGGACAGCGAGAGGGAGGACCCGGCAGGGGAUGUUGAGACGGUGGGGGAGGGGCACACCGAAGAGCUGACAGGCGGGGGGUCACACCAGCCCCACAGCCUGGAGGACGCCCUGAGCUCCAUCCCUGAGGACCUCAGGCGCACCGUGCACUCCUGA